Molecule: messenger RNA, 714 nt
Organism: Angiostrongylus costaricensis
Lineage: Eukaryota; Metazoa; Nematoda; Chromadorea; Rhabditida; Metastrongylidae
Source: the annotation of a GenBank genome assembly
AUGACGUAUGUUAAUCAAUUGACUCCAUUGAUCCCCGUUAACUAUGAACUUGGACGAUAUUUGCUUCUACUUCGAUCUGGCGAUCAGUACUCCUUCAGCAGCACUUUGCCCAUAUUAAACAAUGCCGACAAUUCACACUAUUCCGUAUCACAAUUAGAUUACCAAUGGAUUCCUCUCCCAGAGAAUGAUUACGAGCUUCAACUGGACGUUUUUGUGCCAAUGUCUAAUGUGUCCUUUGAUAGCCUCAUAUAUUUCAUCUUCUUAAAAUAUCGCCUUGACUAUCACAGCGACGUUGAGGCUGAAGUGGUCUUAUACGAUUCGCUUCAACUGUCAAGUUCGACUACGUCGUUAACUGUGCUUGGAACACUAGCCUCAGAUCAGAAGCAACCUUUCAGAUGGAGGGAAUACUACGAACUGUUAAACUACACACGCCGUGAUGCGGAACACUACAAACCAGGUGAAAUUAUGCGCAGAAUCACAAUACAGCCAUUCAACGUUCGGUUAGACAGUGACUCUCAAUUUCACCUGAAAAUGAGAGCUAUUGUUAGCGAAGACGAAUUCACAUACAGAUGCGACAUGUGGGAACUCCUCAAAUGGGCAGCUGUACAGUACGCCACUGUUUUCACUGUGGUAAACUUUUUAAUCGAUAGCCUUUUGAGUUUUCUAUUCCGAAAUCGAUUAGUGGAUGCUGUUCCUUGUUGUAAGCAGAAUUAA